AUGGGCUCUUCCGAUACUUUCCCGACCCUGGAGUCACUUCAUUUCCCGUCGGCGCAGCUUUCAAUCUCCCAGACACUUUCAUCUCUGCGUCGAUCGGCGCUGUCCGUCGCCAAUCGGCUCCAGUCUAUUGAGACAGACGCCACCUUUGCGCAAGAGGUUGCGGACCACUAUGGCCUACCGCUGGUUGCUAAUGAGCGCUGCGGAAGCUGGUAUAUCCCGCCUACAGCCAAGGCUGGCAGUACUUAUUUCAAGAGUACCGACGGCCACACCGUGAUGCCGGAUGCAUUAUCAAAAACGGUCCCAAUCUGGAGUGCCGUCCUGAACAGAGCUCUAUUCCCAUCCGCCACUGCAUACCACCCAGUCCGCCUUCCGCCCGAUUACCUCGGAGCAUCGGAAGAGGCACAGAUCGAGAAUCGAAUCGAAGGAUUCGUGCAUUCACUAAAGAGCCUAAAACUUGAUCUGGACAAUCUGCGCCAGCAACUCGGGAAACCAAUCCAGAUCGCCUGGGCCAACAGGACAUACUUCCACCCCGCGGAUCUGCACACGAGCGAUGAGUACAAUCUACUCGUACUAUGUUCCGCUUCGAGGCGCGUGCACGGCGCCGAAAUGUCCGAAGGCGGAUACAUUCAAGGCGCGGGGGAUGAUAGCGAGGCGUGGGCGUAUGGGCUGACGCCGCCGGUGUUCUGGGCUAAUCAGGCUGUUCUGAAGAGUACACCUGAAGAUGAAUUGCCGGGGCUUAUUGACCGACUGGUGGCUGAGCACAAGUUGCUGGGUAUGGCUCAAGAUGCGACGCUCAUUGCUCCCACGCGCAAUUUGUACAUUGGCUCUGGGGGCGGGGUUAAUGAUGGAGGUCGAUAUGAUCUUGUCAUUGACUGCAAUGGUAGCGCUACGGCUGUGGAGGGCAAUGCGAAGCGGCUCAAUUUGGGUUGCGAUUCUGGGAAACUGGGAAGUCGUGAUCUACGGAAAUGCCUGGACAAAGUGCGUGAGUUCACCGGGGAUCAUCUUGGGGCGAAUUCAUCGCUUUCGGUGCUAGUUACUUGUGAAAAUGGGAAAGAUCUCUCGGCAGGGACGCUUCUAGCGAUCAUUUGUCUGUUUUAUAGUGAUGAGGGCGACUUCGAUGCUUCACUGAGCAAACGUGCGAUCAGCAAGCAGUUCAUUCGACAGCGUUUAGCCUGGAUCGUGUCGUCGAAACAUGACGUGAACCCGUCUCGCGCCACGCUUCAAUCUGUCAAUGCUUUCCUGAUGCAGCCGCCGGAUUAUUGA
Molecule: messenger RNA, 1263 nt
Organism: Penicillium digitatum Pd1
Lineage: Eukaryota; Fungi; Ascomycota; Eurotiomycetes; Eurotiales; Aspergillaceae
Source: RefSeq, a predicted model, not a curated record